AGUCUCCUUGUGCGCUGCUGAGCCAUCUGGAAUCCUCCUCUCGCUCCCCGUCUUCUCCGGCCGAUUCCUCCUGCCCCUGCCUUCACCCCACCACCCCACUGCCGGCCCCGCCCCGAACCCCGGAGAAGAAUCGAGACGGCGUCAACCUCUCGACCCUCCCCGUCGACAUGGAGGUACUCCGCUCCAUCCUCUCUUGCUUCUCCUCCCGCUCCCGCACCCGCGCCCGCGCCCAAUCCCACGCGCUGUGGUCGAGCGGGGCCAGCGACAAGAACAAGUCCAUGGUCGAGCAGCUGCGGAGGUACGGGAUCAUCCGGUCCAGCAAGGUCGCCGAGGUGAUGGAGGCUGUCGACAGGGGGCUCUUCGUGCCACCAGGCGGCUCGCCCUACUUUGACAGCCCCAUGCCGAUCGGGUACAACGCCACGAUAUCGGCGCCGCACAUGCACGCGGCCUGCCUGGAGCUCCUGGAGAAGAAUCUUCAGCCGGGGAUGCGGGCUCUCGAUGUUGGAUCAGGCACUGGAUACCUAACUGCUUGCUUUGCACUGAUGGUUGGAUCGGAAGGGCGAGCAGUUGGCGUUGAACAUAUUCCAGAGUUGGUUGAUACUUCUAUUGAAAAUAUCAAGAAAAGUGGAGCAGCUCCACAGCUAAAUGAUGGAGCUCUUAGCAUACACGUUGCUGAUGGCAGGGAAGGGUGGCCAGAGCUGGCACCCUAUGAUGCCAUCCAUGUAGGAGCUGCAGCGCCGCAGAUCCCAGAGGCGCUGGUUGAGCAGUUGAAGCCUGGUGGCAGGAUGGUGAUCCCGGUUGGGACAAUGUUCCAGGAGCUCAAGGUGGUGGACAAGAAGCUGGAUGGCACAGUCAGCGUAAGAGAUGAGACGUCUGUGCGCUAUGUGCCGCUUACCAGCAAGGAAGCUCAAUUGCACGCAAACUGACUGCGCUUAAUGCACCACCUUGUCAGCUCAGGCCUUUGAUGAUUCGACUGAUCGAAUCAUUAUUGUUGUACAUAAAUUGAUCCUACUGUGUCUAGUGCGUGCACUUUUGAAAUAAUGUAAAAUGAUAUAUCAUCAUGAAGUGAUUGUUACUGUUCAUCUUUUGAUCUGUU
Molecule: messenger RNA, 1096 nt
Organism: Panicum virgatum (switchgrass)
Lineage: Eukaryota; Viridiplantae; Streptophyta; Magnoliopsida; Poales; Poaceae
Product: protein-L-isoaspartate O-methyltransferase 1-like
Exons: 4
Coding region: 168-926 (252 amino acids)
Biological process (GO): protein modification process
Cellular component (GO): cytoplasm
Molecular function (GO): protein-L-isoaspartate (D-aspartate) O-methyltransferase activity
Source: RefSeq, a predicted model, not a curated record